This is a messenger RNA of Drosophila willistoni, 519 nucleotides long. RefSeq names its product probable 60S ribosomal protein L37-A (gene RpL37a). NCBI's taxonomy places the organism in Eukaryota, Metazoa, Arthropoda, Insecta, Diptera, Drosophilidae. The record is from RefSeq and is a predicted model, not a curated record. The transcript has 3 exons. Gene Ontology annotation, cellular component: cytosolic large ribosomal subunit; ribosome. Gene Ontology annotation, molecular function: structural constituent of ribosome; RNA binding. Gene Ontology annotation, biological process: translation. Bases 76 to 360 code for a protein of 94 amino acids.
UGCUACACGCCAAAUUGUGACAGCAGCUGUCAAAAUUCCUAUCGGCCUUUCUUCUUUGAGCGUUCGCCAUACAAGAUGACGAAGGGUACCUCAAGCUUUGGUAAACGUCAUAACAAGACGCACACCUUGUGCCGUCGUUGUGGACGCUCCUCCUACCACAUCCAGAAGUCCACUUGCGCCCAGUGCGGCUAUCCCGCUGCCAAGUUGCGUUCAUACAACUGGUCCGUCAAGGCCAAGAGGAGGAAGACCACUGGCACUGGCCGCAUGCGUCACCUGAAGGUUGUGCGCCGUCGUUUCCGCAACGGUUUCCGUGAAGGUACUCAGGCCAAGCCCAGGAAGACCACCCAGGCCUCCAAAUAGGUUGUAUGUGUGGGCCCAAGGAUUCAAUUCCAGCUCCAGCGAAUGAAAUAACAAACAUCAACAACAUCCAACGCGCCAGCAACUGAAAUCCAUAAAGAAUGUGCUCCACCUAUUUGUGUGUGUGACAAGGAGUUAAUAAAUUAACUUUUUUUUGAUUAA